AUGGUUUCUGCACGCUUUCUCUGUGGUUUGGCAUUGUGCCUUGCCGCCGUUAAUGCUGCACCCACACCACAGCAGCCUGACCAACAGCAGCAACCACCACAACAACAACCGCCAUCUUCAUCUCAGCAACCCUCUCAAUCCGCUCAACAACCAUCCGCUUCUUCUUCACAAGUACAACCUCAACCUUCGCAACCACCUUCGCAGCAAAACCCAGAAAUUGCUAUUCAAGAUCAAGAUAACUUUUGUCUCUUUUUGCCCCCUCAACCUGGAUUGAAUGUUGCUCUUUACGAAACACAAGGCAAGCCUUUCUGUAUGGGCUCUACCUCCGUAAAGGACGCUGAUGAUUUGCCUGAAGGCUUUGUCACUGUUGCCCAUUAUCAAAAGAAUUCGACCUAUGAGCAAGUUACUGGUUACAUUGAUCGCUCAAAGUACAACCUUGAUGUCAAUGAUGGUGGUGGUCAAUACGAUAACCAUGGCCAAGGCAAACCUACUGGUGCUUCGUGUAAGGGUUAUCCCUACUUUGUUGGUAUGAUUGAGCCUAGCAGCAACCGAUUCUGUAUGCGCUGUUGCCAAAAUAAGGAGGAUUGCCCUACAGGUCGCUCUGAAUAUGGAUGUUUGCGUAUCAUUCCCGGUGAUUACACUGGCAAUGUAACCGAUACUACUACUGGUGGUGAUCCUAACGCUGCUGGUGGCGAUCCUAACGCUGCUGGUGGCGACCCUAACGCUGCUGGUGGUGAUCCUAAUGCUACAGGUGGCGAUCCUAAUGCUGCUGGUGGAGCUGAUCCUAAUGCUACAGGUGGUGACCCUAAUGCUGCUGGUGGUGAUCCUAAUGCUACAGGUGGUGACCCUAACGCAACUGGUGGAGCUGAUCCUAAUGCUACAGGUGGUGACCCUAACGCUACUGGUGGAGCUGAUCCUAAUGCUACAGGUGGUGAUCCUAAUGCUACUGGUGGUGACCCUAAUGCUACUGGUGGAGCUGAUCCUAAUGCUACUACUGGUGGUGACCCUAACGCUACUACUGGCACCGAUCCUAAUGCUUCUGGUGGUGACCCUAACGCUACUGCUGGCUCUGAUCCUAAUGCUUCGGGUGGCGAUACAUCAUCCCAAGGCACAACCGAUCCCAACGCUACUGGUGGUGACCCAUCAUCUCAAGGCACAGCCGGUCCCAACGCUACUGGUGCUGCUGAUCCUAAUGCUAGUGGUGCUGCUGCUUCCGCACCAGCUGCUAGCCCCAGUGGUGAUGGUACUACUAAUGCUGCUGCUCCCCAAAGCAAUGACCCUAAUGCUGCUGGUGGCGAUCCCAAUGCUAACACCAACACCGCUCCCGCACCUGCAGCAGGCCAACCUAUGUGA
Molecule: messenger RNA, 1353 nt
Organism: Lichtheimia ornata
Lineage: Eukaryota; Fungi; Mucoromycota; Mucoromycetes; Mucorales; Lichtheimiaceae
Exons: 3
Coding region: 1-1353 (450 amino acids)
Source: RefSeq, a predicted model, not a curated record